UGGGGAGGGUGGUGCGCGCGAGUCAAGCGGGGCGCGCGCGCGCGGUAUGGGAAGGCGGAGGGGGGGGAAAAGAGCGACGCGAAGGCCGGGCCCCGGACGCGCGCAUGCGCGUGCCCGCCACUCUCUCGCUCUGCGCUCCGCUCUGGGGCUCCCGUGAGGAAGAGGAAGGCGAGGAGGAGGAGCAGUGGGGGUAUCGGCCGGUCCGGCGGCCCUGAGGCGACGACGGAGGAAGACGAGGAGGAGGCGGCGGCUGCCGGAGGAGGAGGAGGAGGAGGCGGCGAGGGGGGGCGCGCCGGCCAGGCCUGAGGAGGGACCCCCCCGCCCGACCUCCCCCCUCCCUCCCACCCGGAGGGAAGAAAGAAGAUCCCCCUGAGAGAGGAGGAGGAGGAAGGCCCCGCCCCCCCCCCGAGAGAGGAGGAGACGCUGCUGCUGCUGCUGCUGCUGCCUCUGCCGCCCACCCCACAGCAUUCUGGCAGGCUGGGGGGCCGCCACUGACUGACAGAAGGAAGGAAGGGAAGCCCCACCCCCUGGCACGCGCCCCCCCCCGCGCCAAUUCCCACUUCUUUCUUCUCUUUGCUCUCUUGCAUCUUCCUUUUUUUCUCGCCACCUGUCCCCCCUUCUCCUUCUUCUUGGUCCCCUUUUCUCUCUCUCUCUCUCUCCUCCCUGCCACUUUCUCCUACUCUUUUCCUCCUUUCUACUGCCUUUCGUUCUCCCCCUUCUCCCUCCCCACUUCGCCCCCUUCCUGCCACUUUCCCCAUCUCCUCCUCCUUUCUUUCAGCCACCUUCUGCCUUGCCACUUUCUUUUCUCCACUCUGCAUCUUUUUCUUUCUUUUCCCCUCUCGCAAUUUAUCACUGCUGCUUUCCAAAAGGAAAUUUCGCUCAACCUGUUCAGUUUCUCCUGGAGCUUUUCUUUUUAACACUUCUCAUCUCUUCCCCCCCCCACUUAAAAAGCCUUGCUGCAUUCUUCCUCCUUAGUUUUGUCAUCUGUCAUUUCAAUAUCUGUCACCUUUUAAGGGCGGGGAAUCCUCUUUCCAUUUCUUCCUUUUUUCCUCUUUUUGCUGCUUGAUUAUUUCAUAACUGUUGAUACACAUCCACAGAGACCAGUCUUGAAUUCUUUUAAAGAACCAAACUUUUUAUUUUCUUAUCCCUCCUUACUGAUAUCUCUUUUUGUUUAAAUUUUCUUCCAUCCUCUCCCAUUUUUCUUCCUCUUUAAAUUAUUUUUGUGUGUGUAUGUGUUUUUGUGUUCACAUUUUCUCUCUGUGUCCAUUUUCUGUCUGUGUCCAUUUCCUUUCUUAAUUUCCCACAUCUCAGUUGUCUCGUUUUGGCUUUCCCCCCUUAAUUUAUGUCCUUUCUCUUCUUUCUUCAUUCUGUUCUUUUCCCAUAAUUCUCUAACUUGUUUGUUCUUCCCAAAUAUUAUCUAAAUUGUUUCUCUCCCACAUUCCCUCUUCCUACAUAAUUCUUCACACUGCCUGAUUUUCUUCUCACUUCAUUUUUUCUCCAUUCGUUUAUCCACAAGCUAGUUCACUCAACUCUUAUUUUCUCCCUUCUUUCUCACAGUCAUUUUAUCUCUUGUCUUUCAUAAUUUCUGCUGCUUUUUUUCAUUUCUGCAUGUUGUUGUUUUAUUUCUGUUUUGUCAUCCUUACUUGUUCCCUUUUACCCUUAUCCUCACUAUCUCAUUUUGGGUAUAGUUCACUGACACUUCCUCCCUUCCAUCUCUUUUCAUCCCCCUUUUUAACUUUUUGGGCCCAUUGUAAUUCUCCUCUCCUUACUUUCCUUUGAUCUAGUGAGCUUCUCUCCCUGCCCUUCUGGUGCAAGUUGCUCAUAUCCACCCAGAUUUAAUAUUUGAGGUGGAUGGAUGUAUACACAGCACAGAGAGUAGAGUUGUAGAAGGCCUUGAGGGAUCUUCCUCCCCGCUUUGAAGAGAGAAACAAAAAGGAUGUGGGGAUGGAAGGGGUGGGCUUGUCAGUACUCCUAACAUUUUCUAGGGGGGUGAAUACACAUCUUUUUUCUGGGGGGGAGGGGGAUUGAUUUAAAUUUCAAGACUGGCACAGAAGAAGUGGACCGAGGAUGGCGUUUUAGGACCCAUUGCACCUGCCAUCUUGGGGGGAAGGGGGUUUCUCGCAUGCUCACGCACACACACACACACACACAAGCCUCCAUUUUUCUUGACUUGAUGAAGACAUAAAGGCCUGUUGAGCUCCAUGUUUUUGAAGGUGGGCAACUUGCUUGUGGAAGCGUAGCAAACUUCAUUUCCCCCACCCCCCCACCCCGUGGCCAAAUGACAGCUUGACCCAGUUGUUCUCUCUCCUGAGGGCAUCACCUUGGAUGUCUCUUUGUAGUGCCACAGCCAGCGCAAAAAUGAUGGCAGCUUACAAUGGUGGGACAUCUGCAGCCGCAGCAGGUCACCACCACCACCAUCACCACCACCUUCCUCACCUCCCUCCUCCUCACCUCCAUCACCACCACCACCCCCAACACCACUUGCACCCGGGCUCAGCAGCUGCGGUGCAUCCCGUGCAGCAGCAUGCUUCUUCAGCGGCAGCGGCAGCUGCGGCCGCGGCGGCCGCUGCAGCCAUGCUGAACCCAGGGCAGCAGCAGCCAUAUUUCCCAUCACCGGCACCAGGCCAGGCCCCUGGACCAGCGGCCGCGGCCCCAGCUCAGGUUCAAGCCGCCGCUGCUGCUGCAGUGAAAGCGCACCAUCAUCAGCACUCACAUCACCCACAACAGCAACUGGAUAUUGAACCAGACAGGCCGAUUGGAUAUGGGGCCUUUGGUGUUGUCUGGUCAGUAACAGAUCCGCGAGAUGGAAAGAGAGUUGCACUCAAAAAGAUGCCCAACGUCUUCCAAAAUCUGGUCUCUUGCAAAAGGGUCUUCCGUGAACUGAAGAUGUUGUGUUUUUUCAAGCAUGACAAUGUACUCUCUGCUCUCGACAUCCUCCAGCCACCGCACAUUGACUACUUUGAAGAAAUGUACGUUGUCACCGAGUUGAUGCAGAGCGACCUCCAUAAGAUUAUCGUCUCUCCUCAGCCGCUCAGCUCGGAUCAUGUCAAAGUUUUUCUUUACCAGAUUUUGAGAGGUCUGAAAUACCUACACUCGGCUGGUAUUUUGCAUCGAGACAUUAAACCAGGAAACCUACUUGUGAACAGCAACUGUGUGCUUAAGAUCUGUGAUUUUGGAUUGGCCAGGGUGGAGGAACCAGAUGAAUCUCGCCACAUGACUCAGGAAGUUGUCACUCAGUAUUAUCGGGCUCCGGAAAUCCUGAUGGGCAGCCGUCACUACAGCAACGCCAUCGACAUCUGGUCUGUGGGCUGCAUCUUUGCUGAACUGCUGGGCCGGAGGAUCUUGUUCCAAGCGCAAAGCCCCAUUCAGCAGUUGGAUUUGAUCACAGACCUGUUGGGAACGCCAUCGCUGGAAGCAAUGAGGACGGCUUGUGAAGGCGCCAAGGCACACAUUCUCAGGGGUCCUCAUAAACAGCCCUCCCUGCCUGUCCUGUAUACAUUAUCCAGCCAAGCUACACAUGAAGCCGUUCAUCUCCUUUGUCGGAUGUUGGUCUUUGAUCCAUCCAAAAGAAUAUCCGCUAAGGAUGCCUUAGCUCAUCCAUAUCUUGACGAAGGGCGUUUGCGAUAUCACACCUGUAUGUGUAAAUGUUGUUUCUCCACCUCAACUGGAAGAGUUUACACCAGUGACUUUGAACCCAUCACGAAUCCCAAAUUCGACGACACUUUUGAAAAGAACCUCACUUCUGUUCGGCAGGUUAAAGAAAUAAUUCAUCAGUUCAUUUUGGAACAGCAGAAAGGAAACAGAGCCCCUCUCUGCAUCAAUCCGCAAUCUGCUGCUUUUAAGAGCUUUAUUAGGUAACUUUCCACGGUUGCCCAGCCAUCUGAGAUGCCGCCAUCUCCACUGGUCUGGGAGUAAACGUGGAAGAGAUCAUGUACUACUGAAGACACAAUGUAGCUUUCCACUGGAUUCUGGGAUUUGCAAUUCUGGGGGUUUAAUCAUGCUUGUACUGUAAUUUUACUAAUGAAGUUUUAAAUUAACAACCACUAUCCUUGUAUGAUAUUCAAAUAAGAGUUAGAAACGUUAACUAGGCUUUUAAAUCCUGUCAAGGGUGGCUUGUGCUUUUAGAAGACAAUAUUUUAUCCAGAGUUGCACAUGGGUCUUUCUUUCUUUCUUUCUUUCUUUCUUUCUUUCUUUCUUUCUUUCUUUUUCAUGAACUGUAGUGCAGCUGCGAUCUUGCUUGGCUCUUAAGAAACAGAAGAUUGAACCAAAUUGGGAAUGUGGCUAUUCUUUUUCCUCUGGUUUUCUUUUUCUCCUUGUUUUUCUUCAAUUUUAAAGUGAGAUUGUGCAAAAGGAUAAAGUCUUUUUUUAAUAUAUAUUGAGCCAUUCCUGAAGAUUUGGGGUUUUUUCUUAAUAAAAUGAUAAAAUGUUUAGGGAGUACAAAACUCAACUGUGACCAAUCAUGGAGUCCCACCAGGCCAUGGGGGGGUGGGGGCUUCAAGUGGCAAUGUCACCUGAUAGUCGGACCCCCCCCCCAUUUCAGUCCUCACUAGCGCUGUGGUGAUGAGUGAGUGUGUGUGUGUGUGUGUGUGUGUGUGUGUGUUGUUCUCUAAUCAGAUGUUUGCUGAGUAGAGAGAAUGAGCUGUGACUAGGAGAGAUGAACAUUUCCUUUUAAACACCCCCUCACCUGGUAUAAAUAAAUAUAUAUAUAAAUAUAUAUUUAAUCUAUUUUUAUUAGAAGUUUUUCCUGCUCUUUUCUUACAUAAACAAAAACCCCAUUCCCCAAGCAUGCAUCUGCAAACGUGUGUAAAUAAUUCCAUUUUGCGGACAAAUUUCAAAGGAUCUUGACAUCCAUUGCUGUGUAUAGAGAGAGGAGCGAGAGAGAGGAGUUGCUUGAGCAGAACUAGCUUGCACAUUUUUAGGUCUGUGAAACUUUGUGAAUUUUUUUUUUUUUUUUAAAUCCUGCACUGGACAGUUGGGGGGAGAAAUGAAAUGAAAAGCGGAAGAAAAGCACAUAGGGAAAUUGUUAAUUGUAUUUGUGUCUUUAGGCAAAGCUGUGGAAGUCUUGAAAUGUCACAGUAGUAAAUAACUUUUAUUA
Molecule: messenger RNA, 5095 nt
Organism: Hemicordylus capensis (graceful crag lizard)
Lineage: Eukaryota; Metazoa; Chordata; Lepidosauria; Squamata; Cordylidae
Gene: NLK
Product: nemo like kinase
Exons: 11
Coding region: 2326-3858 (510 amino acids)
Biological process (GO): intracellular signal transduction; protein phosphorylation
Cellular component (GO): nucleus; cytoplasm
Molecular function (GO): MAP kinase activity; ATP binding
Source: RefSeq, a predicted model, not a curated record